CUGUUAAUAUUGAGUUAUUCUUGUAGGCAAAAGAUAUUGCUAGAAUGCAGAACAAAUGGCUCGUGGUUAACAUACAGUCCACCAGGGAAUUCAGCUCGCACAUGCUCAACCGUGACACAUGGGCAAAUGAAGCUGUUGCUCAAACCAUCAAAACCAACUUCAUCUUCUGGCAGGUAAAUGAUAAUAAAGAAGAAGGCAGCAAGGUUUGUACCUAUUACAAAUUAGACUCUAUGCCCGUGAUUCUGAUAAUUGAUCCAAUAACGGGUCAGAAAAUGCGCUCUUGGCUUGGAAUGGUUCAACCAGAAAAUCUUUUGGAGGAUCUUUUACCAUUCAUGGACAAUUGCCCAUCUGAUCAUCACGUCAGUCUGUCUCAUAAACGUCCAAGAGGAAAUUCUCAAGGACCACCUUCCAGUGUUCAAGUUAUGCCUGGUAAGACACUGUUUUGGCAUCAUCAUCUAAAUCUGCUGCUGCUGGAAAUAUCUAAUGAUACUUACAUAGCUUCAACAUAA
Molecule: messenger RNA, 509 nt
Organism: Olea europaea var. sylvestris
Lineage: Eukaryota; Viridiplantae; Streptophyta; Magnoliopsida; Lamiales; Oleaceae
Product: plant UBX domain-containing protein 7-like
Exons: 4
Coding region: 45-509 (154 amino acids)
Biological process (GO): proteasome-mediated ubiquitin-dependent protein catabolic process
Cellular component (GO): nucleus
Molecular function (GO): ubiquitin binding
Source: RefSeq, a predicted model, not a curated record